Molecule: messenger RNA, 828 nt
Organism: Cladophialophora psammophila CBS 110553
Lineage: Eukaryota; Fungi; Ascomycota; Eurotiomycetes; Chaetothyriales; Herpotrichiellaceae
Exons: 1
Coding region: 1-828 (275 amino acids)
Source: RefSeq, a predicted model, not a curated record
AUGGCUACGACCAUUGCGAUCCUCGGCGCGACAGGGAAGACAGGGCGCGAAGUGCUGCAGCGACUUCUUCCACUUCAGGAUGUGAAUAUACGAAUCUACGUGCGGUCGGCCACGAAGCUCGUCGACCUUUUCCCGUCGCUGCCUUCGCAUCCGCGCGUUUCAAUCUUUCAGGGCCCACUCGGCGACGUCGAAAACAUGUGCAAGUGUCUGAAUGGUGCCGAGCGGGUCGUCUUCACCCUCGGUGAAAACGACAAUCGCCCGGGCGUGAGCGUGAUCGAGGACGGUGCGAGGACGGUCAUUGCCGCUCUGGAGGCGUUGCGGGGGGACAAACAAGACUGGCAGCGACCGCGGGUUCUGCUUCUGUCGUCUGCGACGUGGAAUCCCACCUUGGCUGCCGUGCGGCCGGCCGUGAUCCACUGGGCAAUCAAAACCGCCUUUGUCCACCCUUACGCGGAUCUGCGACGAGGCCAAGCGGUCUUUCUAGCCGCCUCGCCGCUGGUCAGUGUCGUCCUCGUGCAGCCCAACGGCCUUAUCGAGGACGAACCCAGCGGGCACGAGAUCAACAUCGACCGAGCCACCCUUACCGUGACUUACGGCGACCUAGGCGCUGCGUUCGUCGACCUGGCUUGCGACAGAGAAUUCGACGCCCUGCCCGCAGUCGGUGUGUCGAGCAAGAACGGCGACAACGGCCUGAAGUACGGCCCCAUUCUCGGGUACAGAAUCAUUAGAGGUCUGUGCGCCACGUAUAUCCCGGGGUUCUGGCACAUGCACAAGUUGGUUGUCUCGACAGUCGCAACGUUGACGUUUAAAGGAAAAGCGGCGUCAUAG